This is a messenger RNA of Poeciliopsis prolifica (blackstripe livebearer), 3926 nucleotides long. RefSeq names its product P2Y purinoceptor 13-like. Gene Ontology annotation, molecular function: G protein-coupled purinergic nucleotide receptor activity. Gene Ontology annotation, biological process: negative regulation of adenylate cyclase activity; G protein-coupled receptor signaling pathway. NCBI's taxonomy places the organism in Eukaryota, Metazoa, Chordata, Actinopteri, Cyprinodontiformes, Poeciliidae. The transcript is spliced from 4 exons. The record is from RefSeq and is a predicted model, not a curated record. The coding region runs from base 254 to 1369 and encodes 371 amino acids. Gene Ontology annotation, cellular component: membrane.
UCAGAGUAACAGGGAGGCUCAGUUCUAAUAUCAGAAGUUGGGUGUUUUUUGUUUUGUUUUUUUUUUUUUUUUUUACUGCUAAAAUACCAAUACUGAUCAAAAGAAAUAGCUUUUUUUUGUUGUUGUCGUUUCAGCCUCUUUUUUUUUUUUCAUCUUUCCGAGUUGCAGUAAGAGAGAAAAAGGAAAUUGGAUUUUUCACUUCUCUGUUUUUCUGUGAAAUCGUGUACUUUUCAUCGCUCUCGUUAUUCUUCCAAUGCCCACUGUCACCACAGCAGUUUUUUUCCGAAGGGUCACUCAGGAUCAGAAGAUGAACGCCACGGUGAACGCCUCCAAGGAGUGUGAUAGGGAUACCAGUGUGACAUCUGUGAUAUUCCCAGUUCUUUACAGCAUUCUUUGUAUCGUAGCCCUUGUGCUGAACUCUUUAGCUGUGUGGAUCUUCUUCAGAAUUCCCAGCACCACAAUGUUUCUGGUCUUCUUAAAAAAUGUGGUGGUGGCCGACUUGUUGAUGACUAUCACCAUCCCUAUCAAAAUCUUGAGUGAUGCAGGAGUGGGUUUCUGGCAGCUGCGUGCCUUCUAUUGCAGAUUCUCCGCUGUUCUGUUCUACAUCACCAUGUACAUCAGCAUCUUAUUGCUGGGCCUCAUCAGCUUGGACCGCUACCUGAAGAUUGUGAAGCCCCUCGGAAAGUGUGCCCUGCAGAAGGUUCGGGUCGGACAGAGGCUGAGUGCAGCGAUAUGGAUUGUAAUGCUGUCUCUGGCCCUGCCCAAUGUCAUUCUCAGCAACCAGCCCCCGAAGCCCUCGGGGGGCAAACUGAAAUGCUCCUCCAUGAAGGGCGAAGCUGGCAAACUAUGGCAUGAGGGAUUUAACUACUUCUGCCAGGUCAUCUUCUGGGGCACGCUUGCCUCGAUGGUGUUUUGUUACACGUUCAUCAGCAAGAAGGUCUAUGAAUCAUACAAAGCCUCAAAGAGCAAAUCUCAUGCUGCAAGUAGAAGAACAAAAGCCAAAGUCUUUGUGGUCGUGGGGGUAUUUUUCGUCUGCUUCGCCCCUUUCCAUUUUGUGCGCGUGCCCUAUACAUUGACUCAAACCCGCGGCAGCGGCGACUGCCGAGCAAAGAAUGCGAUCUACAUCGCCAAGGAAACCACACUGUGGCUGUCUGCAACUAAUGUCUGCCUUGACCCGCUUAUUUAUAUCUUCCUGUGCAGAGUGUUCAGGAAGAGACUCGUGAGCACGUUCUGCAAAGACACCAGGGAGUCUUCCAAAAACUCAUUAACGCACAUGGAGAUGUCACAAAUGGAUCAAACUAUCAGACUGUCGCACAAUGACACAUCGCACAUCAAUCAAUGCACAUCAGCCUCAAGCUUCGACUGCUGAUGUCUUUCAUACCUGGACGACUGUCGUACGUGGCAGUACGUUUGAUUAGAAAGCCUGCACAAACUCUUUAAAUAAGCAGACUGUGAAUGGACUCUGACAAAUCGGAUGUGCCAGUAAUUUCAGUGUCUGUAAUUUCAGCGAAUAUCGUGCAAGAAUGUUUUUGCUUACUCAUCCGCACAUUUCCUUAACAAAGCUUACUGUCAGUUUCUGCAUCCUGUGGUUUAAUCUUGCUCAAACUGCACUUUCCCGUAGCUUAAAACUUACUGCAUUGGGGUCACAAUAAUGGUGGCAUUAAACACGUUGUGAAAAGCUAUUCGUCGAAGAAGAGCUAAAUAAAAACAACUGCAGCAGACCAGAAUUUGUUAAGAGCCAUCUGGUGAGAAAAAUGUGGUACUAAUCGCUGAAAUCCUAAUAUUUUUGCAUAAGCAAGACAUAUUUAUGUCUCAGUUGCACGGUAGUCAUUUUAUUUCUAUAAAGCUAAUUUGAAUAAUAAUAUAGCUUAGCAGAUGAUACCACACUUGUGCCUUAUGUGUGGUUGUAAUACACACUGUAAAUUUGAUCAGAAAUCAUGGAGGCAUUGGUACCAUCUUUUUUCUCUUUAGGAUUGUUGUUCCACGCUACCAUAGAAAUCCCCCUUAUGCAGAAAAUUGUACAUUCUAAGUCGUAUUCUGAAGUAUUUUUCAAUCAAACAUACAUUUUUUCCGUUGAUACAGAUAAUAUCAAUUUUACUUUUUAAUGCUAUGUUUCACAUAAAAAGGCUGUAAUCAUUAAAGACAUCUCAUAGUGGUUGUCUUUACAUGCUACCAGAAGUGCUCUGAAAAAAAUACCACACAAUCUGUGAUCUAGCUUUAAAAAACAGUUUUCUUCUUUUCUUAUUACAUGGAAAUAUGUAACAUUUGUAAAAAUUAAAAAAGGAGAGGAAGAAAGAAAGAAAGAAGGAAAGAAAGAAAGAAAGAAAGAAAGAAAGAUAGAAAGAAAGAAAGAAAGAAAGAAAGAAAGAGAAAAUAACAAAAGUCAAGUAUUUCACUGACAAAAUGCUGCAAUUAGACUAAAUGCAAGUAGGUUUCAACAAAAUGUACAGUAAUAAUCACACAAUUGUACUGUAAGCUUUUGUAAAAGUGUAGAAUGUAAGACUGAUAAUGUUCCUUAUUUUGAUUUUCCUUUUUUAUAAACACCUCGCUAUGUUUUUUUUUUUUUUUUGACAAUUUAUUACAAUAUUUAUCUGGGCAUAUUCUUUGUCAUUAUAAGAAAAUAUAAUUUUGCUUCAAAGAUAAGAUCCUACUUAUAAUAUUUUCACCCAAAAUUUUGGAAAGCCAGACUAUGCAUGGAGAACUGAUAUCGAUUGUUUUGCUGGUUCACUCUAACUGUUCCUCUGUAAAGUUAUUUCUUUAUUUGUUUUUUUUUUCUGGUUGUAAUGUACAUGUGUAUUUAAUGUUUGCAUUGAAUGUUCUUUAUAUCAAUGGAUAAUUGUUUUUUCACAACUUUGAUAUUAACAUUGUGCAGUGGCAAAAAAAAAAAGCUAAAAAAACAACAAAAACAAAUGAAAAAAAAACCAUCUUUGUUUUUAACACAACAUCACAUUACAAACUGGUAGCUUAAAUGUUGAGACAUGUCAAAAGAGCCUGAUGAGCUAAUCAGAGGAGAUGUGGAGCAAAUGAAAGCAGUGAAACGGAGGAGUAGAUUAAAAUAAAGGGAGAUAAAACGAGGCUCAAAGAAUCCAAACACAAAAAAGAAAAGAAAAAACUAAAUAGAAGAACCCAAUUUGGAGAAAUGAAAAGAACCCACAAAAAUCAGAAAUUAAUAAUAAAAUAAUAAACACAAAGAAAGAAAUGAAUUUAUCUACAAAAAUAAUAAUAAUCAACAAAUGGCACUGACAAGAUCUUUUUUGAAUCAUUACAAAAACCCAAGCACCUGUGGAUUCUGACAAUCUUGACAAAAGAGUUUGGUGCAUGAAAUAUACAGCUAACUCCAUUAGUGGGUGUCAUGACAGAACUGGUGCCACAAAAACAAUGGCUGCAUUAUGAUGGCAAGUGAGAAUAAGGUUAAUGUGGACAAAGUCAAUUCAUCACAUUUUUGUGUGCUAUUCUGCAGCCCAACCAGAAAUAAAAUUUAUGAAAAGUUCAAAAAAUAAAUGAGGUGUAAUGCUCCUUUUUAAUUCAGAACUAUUUCCAAAAAGAUUAACAGCACCCCGUAACUUAAAUCUUGUGAAAUAAAAACAUGUAAAUUGCAAAUUGAAAUUAUUAACUUGGAAUUCAAAUAUGGUGCUUAUGUGGCGUACUGACCUGGGCCCAGCUGUUGUAUCUGUUAAUGGAAAAGAUUUCAUCCUAUAUGAUAUCCCACAUGACAGUACAAAUGACAAAACAAGCUCGGAAAAUUGUAAGACUUUGCAUUUUACGAAGAACUUGUGUGUUUCUGACCAGGGAAGCAUUAGAACAACAGAUGACACCAGUGUUAUUUCAUAAAAGGAGCUUCCUGAUUGGCUUUACAGGGUUUAAGCAACAUCCACCCCAAAGCAUCAUCUAAAGCAUUGUCUAAUGUCUGACGAUUUAAAAUUAAA